Molecule: messenger RNA, 4371 nt
Organism: Cynocephalus volans (Philippine flying lemur)
Lineage: Eukaryota; Metazoa; Chordata; Mammalia; Dermoptera; Cynocephalidae
Gene: PDE8A
Product: phosphodiesterase 8A
Exons: 22
Coding region: 686-3214 (842 amino acids)
Biological process (GO): positive regulation of ERK1 and ERK2 cascade; signal transduction; regulation of DNA-templated transcription
Molecular function (GO): 3',5'-cyclic-AMP phosphodiesterase activity
Source: RefSeq, a predicted model, not a curated record
CCAAGGUGCUCCUCUCCGUAUCCUGGCGGACACCGCCAGGCCGUCCCGACCGACUUCCGUCGGCCCCCACCCGUCAACCCCUGAGCGUCUAGGCUAGCUUUCCCCACCUCCCACCGGCGCUCGACCCAGGGACGCUCUUUCGGGGAGCGGCGGCCCAGCAGGCAGAGCGGCGUGGGUGUCCACAGCUAGACGGAAUCGGGGCCCAGGGAGGCGGCGGCACUAACGGCGCGGAGUGGACCCGGGCACGGCGGAGAGCUCACUCCUUCGGGGGGUCCCGCCGCCUCACGGCGAGGGAGGCGUCUCUAGCGCGGCGCGGUCUCACCCGCUCCUGGGUUGGGAGAGCGCAAAUCUCCUCCCCCGAAAUUGCCCGGAAGCGCGGCGCGGCCGAGGCGAGCGCGGCGAUGUGAGGGAGGCGGCGGCGGCUCCCGCCUCAGGAAGGGCAUGUUCGGAGGGGCGGCCGCGAAGUGCCUCCCGCCCCAGCGCCCCCUCGCCACUGUCGCCACCACCGCCGCGCCCGCACCGCGAUAAAAGGGGUGACCGCACUUCCUGACGCGAGACCCGCGCUCGCCGCCGCCCGCCCAGGCGGCGAUGACACGGCGCCCGCGGCGGCCCCGAGGCGCCGGGCGGGCCGUUUGCUGACCGGAUCGCGGCUGCCAGCCAGCGUGUCCGCGGCGCCGCUGCCAGCAUGGGCUGCGCCCCGAGCAUUCACAUUUCCGAGAGCCGGUCUGUGAACCACGGCGGCAAGGAGGCCGAGGACGCGCCGGGCCCCGCGGCGCCGCCGCUGUUGUCCGGCGGGCCGCGCCUCUCACGGGGUCUGAAGACGGCCGCCUCGCCCCGGUCCCGCGGCGCCAGCCAUGCGGAGUCCGAGCCUUGCAGCGGCAGCAAGGUAGCAGUAGCUGAUGUGCAAUUCGGCCCCAUGAGAUUUCAUCAAGAUCAACUUCAGGUACUUUUAGUGUUUACCAAAGAAGAUAACCAGUGUAAUGGAUUCUGCAGGGCAUGUGAAAAAGCAGGGUUUAAGUGUACAGUGACCAAGGAGGCUCAAGCUGUCCUUGCCUGUUUUCUGGACAAACAUCAUGACAUUAUCAUCAUAGACCACCGAAAUCCCCGACAGCUGGAUGCAGAGGCACUGUGCAGGUCUAUCAGAUCAUCAAAACUCUCAGAAAACACUGUUAUUGUUGGUGUAGUACGCAGGGUGGAUAGAGAAGAGUUGUCUGUAAUGCCCUUCAUUGCUGCUGGCUUUACAAGGAGGUAUAUAGAAAAUCCCAACAUCAUGGCCUGUUACAAUGAACUGCUCCAGCUGGAGUUUGGAGAGGUGCGAUCACAACUGAAACUCAGGGCUUGUAACUCAAUAUUCACUGCAUUAGAGAAAAGUCAAGAAGCAAUUGAAAUUACAAGUGAAGACCACAUUAUACAGUAUGCAAAUCCUGCAUUUGAAACAACAAUGGGCUAUCAGUCAGGUGAAUUAGUAGGGAGAAAGUUAUCAGAAGUGUCUAUAAAUGAAAAAAAGGCUGAGUUGCUGGAUACUAUAAAUUCAUGCAUCAAGAUAGGCAAGGAGUGGCAAGGAAUUUACCAUGCCAAAAAGAAAAACGGAGAUAGUGUGCAACAAAAUGUGAAGAUAAUACCUGUCAUUGGACAGGGAGGAAAAAUUAGACACUAUGUGUCCAUUAUCAGAGUGUGCAAUGGCGGCAACAAGGCCGAGAAAAUACCUGAAUAUGUUCAGUCUGACACUUGUACAGAUAAUCAGACAGGCAAACAUAAAGACAGGAGGAAAGGCUCACUAGACGUCAGAACUGUUGCCUCUCGAGCAAGUGAAGUUUCCAGCCAGAGACGACACUCCUCCAUGGCCCGGAUACAUUCCAUGACCAUCGAGGCACCCAUCACCAAGGUAAUCAAUAUCAUCAAUGCCGCCCAGGAAAGCAGCCCUAUGCCUGUGACAGAAGCCUUAGGCCGUGUGCUGGAUAUUCUAAGGACCACUGAGUUAUAUUCACCACAGUUCGGUGCUAAGGAUGAUGAUCCUCAUGCCAAUGACCUCGUUGAGGGCUUAAUGUCUGAUGGUUUGCGGAGACUAUCAGGGAAUGAAUAUGUUCUUUCAGCAAAAAACCUUCCGCAGGUUUCAAGCAGUAUAAUCACUCCCAUGUCUCUUCAUGAUGUCCCACCGCGGAUAGCUCAAGCCAUGGAAAAUGAGGAAUAUUGGGACUUUGAUAUUUUUGAACUGGAGGCUGCCACCCAUAAUAGGCCUUUGAUUUAUCUUGGUCUCAAAAUGUUUGCUCGCUUUGGAAUCUGUGAAUUCUUAAACUGCUCCGAGUCAACACUGAGAUCGUGGUUACAAAUUAUUGAAGCCAAUUAUCAUUCUUCUAACCCCUACCACAAUUCUACACAUUCUGCUGAUGUGCUUCAUGCCACUGCCUAUUUUCUCUCCAAGGAGAGGAUAAAGCAAACUUUAGAUCCAAUUGAUGAAGUCGCUGCCCUCAUUGCAGCCACCAUUCAUGAUGUGGAUCACCCUGGGAGAACCAACUCCUUCCUGUGUAAUGCUGGAAGUGAGCUGGCCAUUUUGUACAAUGACAUUGCUGUGUUGGAGAGCCACCAUGCAGCCUUGGCCUUCCAGCUGACCACUAGAGAUGAUAAAUGCAAUAUCUUUAAGAACAUGAAGAGGAAUGACUAUCGGACACUACGCCAGGGGAUUAUCGACAUGGUCCUAGCCACAGAAAUGACAAAGCACUUCGAGCAUGUCAACAAAUUUGUCAACAGCAUCAACAAGCCCUUGGCAGCUCUAGAAGAAGAUGGGGAAACUGGUAAAGAUCAGGAAGCUAUAAACACUAUGCUCAGAACUCCAGAGAACAGGACUCUAAUUAAACGAAUGCUAAUUAAGUGUGCUGAUGUGUCCAAUCCCUGCCGACCGCUGGAGUACUGCAUUGAGUGGGCCGCACGCAUUUCAGAAGAAUAUUUUUCUCAGACUGAUGAAGAGAAGCAGCAGGAUUUACCUGUGGUGAUGCCAGUUUUUGACAGAAAUACCUGCAGCAUCCCCAGAUCCCAAAUCUCUUUCAUUGACUACUUCAUCACAGACAUGUUUGAUGCUUGGGAUGUCUUUGUAGACCUGCCUGAUUUAAUGCAGCAUCUUGACAACAACUUUAAAUACUGGAAAGGACUGGACGAUAUGAAGCUGCGGAGCCUCCGACCACCUCCUGAAGAGGGCAAGACACUGCCUGGACCUUGAGGCUUUCUACCUCUGGUCAUUUGGAAUUCCUGAGCGCAGCCAGAGUUCCUUAGGCAGAACCGUUCCCUGGUCUGUAGAGCCUGUGAAAGCACACGGGGACAUCUGUAACCUUCUGAAGCCAUCAUCUGAUGCCAUUGCUAUAAAGUGAGACUUAGCCACUGUAGCUUGGGCCUGCUGCAGGGGCUCUUCGGAAAGGCACAUGAGAACUAUGGUUGGCACCAGCUUUCUGUUAAAAUGCAAGGUCUGGAGUGCCCCUGUGGAGGGUGUUGGUGGAUUUCCCGCCAGUGAUAGAGAAUGUCUUAUUGCAAACAAUUUCUUUCAAUUAUUUUCAGCACUUAAGAACAGCUAAUGGCAAUCAGAUCUUUAGCAUCUUUUUCACAUCAUCACAGAAGGUGCAAUCACUCACUUUGGAACACUACUGAAAGUGACUUCUCUUUUAAAAUUGAGUAGCAAAUGAAAAAUAAAAAUUUGAAGUUGAUUAUUAUCAAUUAUUAAAAUGUCUUAUUUAUUUUAUUAAAAGUUCAAUAUUUUCUAUGAAUUUAAAAAUACUUCAAAGCCAAAGCCAACUUCAAAUGCCAUGACCAAAUUUUACAUGAUUCAUAUUCAUUAAAUAUACAUUACUUGGUGUACAGACUUAUCUUCAUAAUACAAAUUAAAAAUAUUAUAAAAUGACAUUUUUUACUACACUAUAGAAAUAUUUGUGUAUGUUAUACUCUUUUCUGAUUGAUGCUAAUUGGAAAAAGCUGUUUUAUUGAUAGGUCUUAUUCUAGCCUUCAGAGGAGGCUGCUUCUACUGUAUAGAACCCAGGGCUCUGAGACAGCUCUAGUGAUCUGAUGAGCUUUGCAGGUGACUCCCCAAGGUAAAAUAAUACUCUUCUUGGUUUGCAAAGAAAAAUUAGGACCUAACACUUUUUCCUAAAAUGUUAUAAUUGAAUUUCCAAAAGCUUGCCUUAUUUUCUACUGUUUCUAUAAAAUACUCCCUAUGAAAACGAAGAGCAAAAACGGAAUAUUUAAUGAACUGACAUUUUAUAACCAACCUGUUUUCAUCUGCAGUAGGAAACUUUGAUUCCAGAAGUUUAUAAAAGUUCUGUAUCUUCACAUUUUGAAUAAGCAUAAUACCAUAAAAACAAAGACACUUGGUAACAUGUCAAAGUGUUU